CACAGAUUAGGUUUGAAGGACACGACGAUCACUAAAAUUUAUCGAAAGUAUUUGUUUAUGUACGAUGCUGUAUCGUGUCUGUAUUGUAUAAAGAAUUGAAGGGAGCGCUGGUGGUAUUUUGGAGCAAGUUUAAAUUGUUUUACAGCGUAGUCAUUUUACUCAAUGCCCCAGCAUGAGAAGAGCAUCAUAACUCCAGGCUUAGCAGAAAGAUUGGUAGACAGAGAUAUGUCGGAAAAUAAACAAUCCAAGAAUACUGUUUGUAAACAGAAAGAAAUUGAAGAAGAAGUGGAAGGAAAAAACAUACAAAAUGAUGAAGAUUGUGAUAAUGGAACUGAUAAAAAGCAAGAGCAAGGUGUGCGUGGAGAAGAAAGAAAACUACACCUUUGGUUUGAACUAAGAGAGCAAUUUGAACGAACUCAAGGUUCGCUGGAAGUGAUAAAAUAUCUUGUUCAAGAGGGCGCUGAUUUAACUUUCAAGGAUGCACACGGGAGGACUGUGCUAUACUCUGCUGUUACUAAAAGUACUUUGGAUAGAGUAAAAUAUAUUGUUGAAAAGGGCGCUGAUGUAAAUAACAAGGAUUAUGACGGGUGGACAGUGCUGCACUCUACUGUUACAACAGGUACGCUUGAGAAAGUAAAAUAUCUGGUGGAGAAAGGCGCUGAUGUAAAUGGCAAGAACGCCAAUGGAUGGAGUGUGCUGCACACUGCUGUUACUGAAGGCUCAGAUAAAAAGCAAGAGCAAAGUGGAAGUAUGAGUGUGCAUUGGGAUGAACUACGAAAGCGAUUUGAACGAACAAUUACUCAAGGUUCGCUCGAAAUAGUAAAAUAUCUUGUUGAGCAUGGUGCUAAUGUGAAUUGCAAAGAUACUUAUGGGCAGUCUGUGCUGCACUCUGCUGUUGCCAAAAGUACUCUGGAAAUAGUGAAAUAUCUUGUGGAGAAACGCGCUGAUGUAAAUGGCAAGACGACUGACGGCUGGACAGUGCUACACUCUGCUGUUACAAAAGGCACAUAUAAAAAGCAAAAUUCCAGUGGAAGAAUGAGCGUAGGUGAAGAAGAAAAGCCCCUGCAAUUUCAGGAUGAACAAAGACAGGAACUUGAACGGACAGUUACAGAUGUAAAUGGCAAGGAUACCGACUGCUCCGCUGUGCUGCACUCUGCUGUUACUGAAUGUACGCUUGGAAUAGUAAAAUACCUUGUUGAAAAGGGCGCUACUGUAAAUGGCGAGAAUACUGACGGAUUGACUGUGCUGCACUCUGCUGUUACAGAAGGUAAGCUCGAAAUAGUAAAAUAUCUUGUUGAAAAGGGGGCUGAUGUAAAUGGCAGGGAUACUGACGGGUGUACUGUGCUGCACUCUGCUGUUACAGAAGGUAAGCUUGAAAUAGUAAAAUAUCUUGUUGAAAAGGGCGCUGAUGUAAAUGGCAGCUAUACCGAUGGGUGCACUGUUCUGCACUCUACUGUCGCUGAAGGUAUGCUGGAAAUAGUAAAACAUCUUGUUGAAAAGGGCGCCGAUGUAAAUGGCAGCAAUACUGAAGGGUGGACUGUGCUCCACACUGCUGUUACUGAAGGUGCUCUUGAAAUAGUAAAAUAUCUUGUUGAAAAGGGCGCUGAUGUAAUUGCCAAAAAAAGAAACGGGUGGACUGUGCUGCACUCUGCUGUUACAAAGGGUGUACGCUUGAAGUAGUAAAAUAUCUUGUUGAAAAGGGCGCUGAUGUAAAUGUCGUUUAUAUGGACGGAUGGACUGUGCUGCACUAUGCUGUUAGAGAGUGUACGCUUGAAAUAGUAAAAUGUCUUGUUGAAAAGGAAGCUGAUGUAAAUGCCAAGAAUAAUGACGAGUGGCCUUUGCUGCACUUUGCUGUUACAGAGGGUACGCUUGAGAUAGUAAAAUAUCUUGUUGAAAUGGGCGCUGAUGUAAAUAGCAAGGAUACGGACGGGUGGACUGUUCUGCACUCUGCUGUUACGGAGGGUAAGCUUGAGAUAGUAAAAUAUCUUGUUGAAAAGGGCGCUGAUGUAAAU
Dendronephthya gigantea is the source of this 2012-nucleotide messenger RNA. RefSeq names its product putative ankyrin repeat protein RF_0381. Gene Ontology annotation, molecular function: protein binding. The transcript has 5 exons. Gene Ontology annotation, biological process: regulation of barbed-end actin filament capping. The record is from RefSeq and is a predicted model, not a curated record. The coding region runs from base 163 to 1680 and encodes 505 amino acids. NCBI's taxonomy places the organism in Eukaryota, Metazoa, Cnidaria, Anthozoa, Malacalcyonacea, Nephtheidae. Gene Ontology annotation, cellular component: nucleus; cytoplasm.